Messenger RNA from Coccidioides posadasii C735 delta SOWgp, 1545 nucleotides. RefSeq lists its product as uncharacterized. Lineage: Eukaryota; Fungi; Ascomycota; Eurotiomycetes; Onygenales; Onygenaceae. Gene Ontology annotation, biological process: transmembrane transport. The record is from RefSeq and is a predicted model, not a curated record. Gene Ontology annotation, molecular function: transmembrane transporter activity. Gene Ontology annotation, cellular component: plasma membrane.
AUGCUGAGCCUUGACUCACCAGGUUCAUUCCAAGAAACCAUGUCGGAAGACAGCGGCAACAAACCAACUACCACCAGCUUAACUCCAUUCCCUGGCAGCCCGGAACCUUACAGCAUUUUUGAUAAAACACAAAAAGUGUUGAUUGUUCUCAUAGUCUCAGCUGCCGCAACCUUCUCCGCGAUAGCAUCAAACAUUUACUUUCCAGCCCUUCUGGCAAUCGCUCACGAUUUCAAUGUUUCUAUCGAGCUUAUCAACCUCACGAUUACCUCGUAUCUGUUGUUUCAAGGCAUCUCACCCAGCCUCUGGGGUCCAAUAUCUGAUGUUAAGGGCCGUCGGACGGCAUACGCCUGCACCCUGAUUGUAGCAAUCGGUGCGUGUGUUGGUCUUGCGAAGGCCAAGAACUAUGCUACCCUGAUCAUUUUGAGGUGUCUGCAGAGCGCAGGCAGUGCCAGCACGAUCGCCAUUGGCUCCGGCGUGGUAGGCGAUAUCACCACACGCGCUGACCGCGGAGGCUACAUGGGAUUCUUCCAGGCAGGAUUGUUGGUUCCUAUUGCAGUGGGUCCAGUGAUAGGGGGAGCUCUUGCUGGAGCUCUCGGGUGGAGAGCUAUAUUCUGGUUCCUUACCAUCUACAGCACUGCUUUAUUCCUACUGACCAUGCUUCUGCUUCCUGAAACGCUCAGGUCCAUUGUUGCGAAUGGAGGUUGCACCCCAUCGAAUUGGUUCGCCCGAUACCCGCUCAAUAUCUACCAACGGCUCACCAGAGUGACUUGGAACCCGAAAGAAGCGCAUAAACAGUUGACCACCACAAAACGCGUUCAAGUUCUCGGGCCAUUUCGAAUCCUCAUCAGAAAAGAUGCAGCUCCAAUAAUUGUGUUUCUUGCCAUCUACUUCGCCGUCUGGCAAAUGAGUAUUACCGCCAUGUCCACUCUCUUCGGGGAGCUAUAUGGUCUAUCUGAGUUUCAUAUCGGCUUGACGUUCAUUGCAAAUGGUACAGGCGGUAUAAUUGGCACGGUGAUUACCGGUAAGAUUUUGGACAUCGACUACCGUCAUGUUCAGGCCAAAUAUACAAGCCAUCACGGACUGACGGAACCGGGAAGCACUCGACCCAGGGUAAUCCGGGAAAACGACGAUUUUCCGCUAGAGGAUGCCCGUCUGCGUCGCAUUUACAUUUUCUUGUUAUUGCAAUGUAUGUCGAUUCUACUCUUUGGCUGGACAGUCCAAUUUCCGGAAAAUGUCCACAUCGCGGCUCCCAUUGUUUCCACUUUCAUCACGGGUUGGACAGCUGUAUCUAUACAAGCAAUCGUCACGACGUAUUUGGUCGACCUCUUUCCCGACCAGAGCGCCGCCGCUACCGCGAGCUUGAACCUCGCCAGAUGCUUGUUCUCGGCCGGGGGGGCAAGCUUUGUGAUCCCGAUGGUAAAUGGCGUUGGAGCCGGAGUGGCAUUCACGAUCUGUGUUGUGGUACAGAUUGUUGCGGUGGCCGGACUAAUCGUGCAGUGUAAAUAUGCUAGAAAAUGGAGGAAGAGACGAGAAAACAUGGACUAA